Messenger RNA from Arachis ipaensis, 1896 nucleotides. The record is from RefSeq and is a predicted model, not a curated record. NCBI's taxonomy places the organism in Eukaryota, Viridiplantae, Streptophyta, Magnoliopsida, Fabales, Fabaceae.
AUGCAAGAGAUGUUUUCAAUGUAUAUUGAAAACCGGACUCAGAUCACGUUCAUCGAGUUGUAUGUUGAGUUUGAACAAUCUGAGGCUGACCAGAAUAUUGUAAGGGAAGAUUAUAAUAGUGACAGUGAAGAAGAGUUCGAAAGCAAUUACGAGUUUGUUGGUCCAGAUGGAGAUGAAGAUCAAGUUGAUGGAAAUACGGCUCCAGAUGUGACAGAGGUGGCAAAUGCACUCGCAAACGAACAUCGAACCGGCGGUCGAGCAGUUCAGGUGACUGAGUCACUGGUUCAACCGCUGUAUAAGUACUUAUUAGAGGCUCCUAUUGUCGCAGAUGGUGAAUUUGCCGUCGGUAUGGAGUUCAGUUCCAGGGAAGCUGUUAUUAAGUAUGGGUCCGGGUGUGAUUGGCUUAUCAGGGUUAGCAUGAUCAGCAGGAAGUACUGUUGGGUUAUAAGGAGGUAUAAUGGUAGUCACACCUUGAUAAAGCCAUUGGUUGAGGCUGACCCCUCGUUGAAGGUAAAGUCGAUUAUAGCAGAAGUGCAGUCGAAGUUCAACUACACCGUCAGUUACCGGAAAGCAUGGUUGGCUAAGCAAAGGGCAGUGGAAAAAAUAUUUGGAGGUUGGGAGGCAUCGUUUGAAGCGUUGCCUAUAUGGUUCCAGGCCAUGUGUCAUAAGGAGCCAUCAGCUGUUGUCCAUUUUGAGACUAUGCCUGCAUAUCAAGGCGAUGAGUUGGUGCGUGAUAUUCAAGUGGAUGGGACUCACUUGUACGGAAAGUAUAAGGGUUGUCUACUAGUGGUAGUUUCACAGGAUGGCAAUAACAAUAUCGUCCCAAUUGCGUUUGCUAUUGUGGAGGGAGAGACUUCUGAUGCAUGGCACUUCUUCCUUAGUAACCUUCGUCAACAUGUUGUUACUCGGGAUGGUGUGGGUCUAAUAUCUGACCGACAUGAAUCCAUCAAUGCAGCUGUGGAGCGCAGUAACGGAGCUUGGUCACCUCCUAGAGCUUUUCAUAUGUUCUGCAUCAGGCAUAUAGAGUUGAAUUUUCUGCGAAAAUUCAAGGCACCGUACCUCCAAAAAUUGGAUAUUCGAGGACGGUACGGGAAUACGAAGUGCGUUACCAGCGAUUACGGGAACGGGGGGGAAGCGUACACAAACUGGUUAGACCGAAUUCCUCGCGAACAGUACGCAUUGGCAUUUGAUGGUGGAUACCGAUGGGGUCACAUGACAACGAAUCUAGUGGAAUGCAUCAAUUCAAUGUUGAAGGGUGCACGCAAUCUUCCCGUUACUGCUCUUGUCAAGGCAACAUUCUACAGGCUAAACGAGCUGUUCACCAGAAAAAGAGCGGAGGCAGAAGCGCGGAUUAAUGCUGGCCAUGUGUUCUCCGAUGUCGUGACCUCGAAAUUGCAUGCAAACCAACUUGCAUCAGGAAACAUUCAGGUCAGUUGCUUUGACCGGCAGAAUGAGGUCUUUGAGGUACGUGAGAUGCCAAGCGGACUGGAGUUUGCAGUCGAUCUACGUGGCCUUCGAUGUGACUGUGGUGAGUUCCAGGUGGACCGGAUCCCCUGCAGACAUGUGUUCGCAUGUUGCGCCAACCAGCGACUGGAUUGGAAACUGUAUGUGAAUGAUGUGUAUAAGAUGGAGCAAGUUCGGCGGGUGUACCGAGCAAGAUUUAGGCCACUAGGUAACCCGACUACUUGGCCUGCGUACAACGGUCCUCGCUUCGUACCGAAUCCGUUUCUGAGACGCGUCUCGAAAGGUCGCCCCAGGAUGACGCGCUUCUUGAAUGAGAUGGACACGCGAAUGUUACGUCGUCCUAGGCGAUGUACGCUCUGUGGAGCUGAGGGACAUAGUCGUAGCAGAUGCCGUCAGUCAGCUAGUACACAUGCCGGCGGAGAUGCUCAGUAG